Messenger RNA from Peromyscus maniculatus bairdii (prairie deer mouse), 1959 nucleotides. The record is from RefSeq and is a predicted model, not a curated record. Lineage: Eukaryota; Metazoa; Chordata; Mammalia; Rodentia; Cricetidae.
CCGUGGGCGGGAAAGGGGUAACCAAGUUCCUCUGGGAAAAAAGCCUUGUUAAGGUUAAAUGCAAAUUUCAUUGACGUUUUUCCUCGCUUACCUACUAAAAUCCACCCCAGCCAGCGGUCCCAUCUUUUUCUCUACGUACUGUUCUCUGUACUUGCCGUUGACCAGAACCGACUCUUGCCUGGAGGAAGGCCGCAGCAUUCUCCGAGGAUCCCCAGACCCAAGGAAUAGCUGAGGCUGUGAAAUACUUUGCAACAAUCUGGGAGGUGGUGGCGCACGCCUUUAAUCCCAGCACUUGGGAGGCAGAGGCAGGCAGAAGCCUGAGUUCGAGGCCAACCUGGUCUACAGAGUGAGUUCCAGGAAAGGCGCCAAAGCUACACAGAGAAACCCUGUCUGCAAAAACAAAACAAAUCGAAACAAAACAAAAAGAACAGCCCAACCAGGAAGUCUCCCGUCCUCGGCCAGCUGACAGAUUACAUUCAAGCAUGCUUGCCGUGAUCCAGAAAGAGAAAAGUUUUAAUGAGAUAUUUUCCAAUUACUUCAAGGAAAAUAAAACAGAGAUAGCCCAUGCAAUCCCCAAGCUGUUUCCUUUCCUAGAAAGCCUAAAGGACCGUUCCUUCAUCACCGACAAAAUCUAUGCUCAUUCUUACGAAGCCUACAGGAACUUGGUUCCUGUAGAGAACGUGGUGUACAAUGUCCUUGAUCACUUGGAGAAGUUACCUGACUGGUCAUUUCUAUGCACUCUGUUCAACAGAACAAACCUGGAUGCAUAUCCUGGUUUAAGAGAGAUUCAUAAAAGCUUGGAAACUGAGCUACAGGACAAAUAUUUAUCCCAGAGAAGUAAACACGACCAGAAACUUGCCACCAUACAGCCACGCUAUGAGCAAGGAGCUGGUGAUGGUUGUUCUCAAGGAAGACUGACCCGGACACCCUCAGAUCCCUCCUCAUCUAAUGGGGCCAUCCAAUCUGGAAGUAGAAAAAGACUGUCAGAGUCUGCAUGGGACACGAAUACAGACCAUUCGGUUUUCCGUCUAUGUGAGUCUCAUCGAAUCAACUGUGAACGCGCCCAAGCAGGGACAAACCUACACACACAUGAAAACUGGACAGGACCUUGUUUUGUGAAACAAGAAAACCUACAGAAGCCUGGGACAGUGAAGAACCAAGAAGAUGAAGUCAUUGUGAUCAGCAGUGAGGGCUCAGAAUGCAGUGAUGAGGACGACGAGAAGGAACUCCUGGAAGUCUUCGCCUUGACACCAGGAAUCAGGAGGCAGAUAGAAGAGGAGGGUGAGGAUCAUGUCCCUGGGCUCCAGAACUCAGAACUUCCCUCAGGAACUCACGCCUCCUGUUUCCUGACUCACCACCCUUGGGGGACAUCGAAGAGCCCAGCCGUCCAUUCUCUGCACCUUACUUUUUCUGAUGCUGUGAGGAUGUGGAGGGUUUAACAGGGUUCCAGACCUUAGUAAGCCUCAAGUCCUUAGCACAACUGACUCCAUGAUGGAAGCACCAUUCAAAUGUAAAACUCAGCAUGUGGACAGCACCACCCACCAAAAUGAAAACAAAGAACUACUCCAUCAAAGCCCACAGUUCUGGAAAAGUCUCUAAAUGUACUAACCUCACUUUUUGGCUUCUGUAGUUCUGCUUCUGGCCAACUGUUCUUGUAACCGAAAUAUGUCAACCUAGGACAUGGUUUCUUGUGCUUAAAAGCUCACCUUGGGCCUACACUGGGAUCUGGAACACCUAGUGUAAUAAUUGGUUGGCUAAUGGAGAUUUUCAUUGGCUUAAAUACAUGUCCAAGCAGUCUUGUCUGGUGGAUACCUCACAACAGGCAAUGUUCUCUGACUUUGUUGAUGUAUUGAUAGUACAGUCAAAAGAAAAUUAUGUACUUACAAGUUUUAUUUUGAUUUUUCCCUUUCACAUAACCAUGCCUAUCUGAAGCAUAAUAAAACAUAUAUUUGGCCUUUA